UCUCUGCUGAUACACGAUGGUUCAGUUUUUAUCUCUGCAUGUGUUUCUCUGUGCCAUGGGUUUGCUCUCAGAGACUCUGUGCUCUUUAACUUUGGAGGCAGAAGCUGGAGAUAAAGUCACUAUUUGGUGCAAACAUGAUCUGACUGACACAGGUUACAUCUUCUGGUAUAAACACACAAGUGAUUCAGUUCCACUUCUUAUGGGGUGUAAACAGUUUUUUACAUCAGCUCCAUCAAAAGCGUGUCACUUCUUUAAUGAAAGUGAAGGAAUAGUGAUGUCAGUUCAUGACAAGAACACGUCUCUCACCAUCACUGCAGUAAACGUCUCUGAUACAGGACUCUAUUACUGCGGGUACAUGGAACAGAAUCAGAUUAUAUAUAGUGAUUCAAUCUACUUAAGCAUGAAAGGUUCAGACUCUCCACCUGUGUUCUUCAUACUGACUGUGUUGUUUGGUGCAGUGAUUGUGAUUCUUCUUAUUGUCCUAAUCUUCAUUGUACUGAAGCAUAAAGUAGGUCAUGAAUCAUCCAAAAAUGAGAAAAGCUUACAGUAA
Clarias gariepinus (North African catfish) is the source of this 550-nucleotide messenger RNA. Its product is annotated as immunoglobulin kappa light chain-like. Bases 17 to 550 code for a protein of 177 amino acids. NCBI's taxonomy places the organism in Eukaryota, Metazoa, Chordata, Actinopteri, Siluriformes, Clariidae. The record is from RefSeq and is a predicted model, not a curated record. Gene Ontology annotation, biological process: response to bacterium. The transcript is spliced from 5 exons.